AUGCCCUCGGACAACCCGAAAAACACAAACAUGAGCAACACGAACACGCCUUCCGGCGCCGCCCCCACGGGCACCAACAACAACAACGCUCGGCGCUCCGGCCGCGACCGCCACCCCCCCGAUCGCCUUCUAGACGAGAUCCCCGAGACGAUCCGCCGCCGCCCGUCCCAACGCGGCGAAGAGAACCGCAAGAAGAAGGAGCCGCUGGCACGGCGCCUUUCUGAGGCGCGUCGUAAGGCGUUGGAGCCCGAGCCUUCGCAGGCUGCGCCUACGGUUGAGCAGGACUCAGCUGUGCAAGGCACUGCCAAGCAGACUCACAGGCAAGCCCGCGAUGGGGAUGUGACCUUUGCCGACAGGAUGGCGGCGAGGUUGGAUGCGUUAGGACUGAGACCUCCGCAGCUGCGUCGCCUGAGCGCUCCUGAGGAAGCUCUUGUUGAGCAAGGUCAUGCUGUGCAACGCGCUGUUAAGCAGACUUACAGGCAAGACCGCCAUAGGGUUAUGACCUUUGCCGAGAGGUUUGCCGUUAGGUUGGAGGCGAUGGGUUUCAAACCCCCACAGCCUGAGCCUACGGUUGAGCAGGGCGCGGCUGAGCGAGGCAGUGCUGAGCAGGAGCACAGGAAAGAUCGGGAUGGAGACGUGCAGAUGGCAGAUGGGAUGGAGGCUGAGAUGGAGGCCCUGGGUCUGAACGACCCGAACACCUACCUCAAUGACCCUCUGAAUAAGAAAAUGGUGCUGACGCAAGACGGCCCUGUGCCUGCUGCACCUCGAACUGACUAUGCGCCUCCACCGUCGAUUCCGCCUCCGCCCGAGCCUGCGCCCCAGCCCGCCCCCACACCUACCCCGGCGCCCGCCACUCAGACCAAGGUCGAUCGUCGCCCCUCCACACACCGCAAGAAGACUAAGCUGGAGCGUGACCACAAGGGCCACUUCCUCCCGGGCCCGAGACCCGUCGAGCCGGCUCCGCAGCGCGAGCAACCUCUGGUGCGUGAUCGCCGCGGCAGGUUCACGAGCGGCCCGGUUGAUGGCCAGCAGCAGCGUGAUAGUGGCAGGGCCGAGGAGCAGCGUGCCGCAGCCCGGCAUGAGGACAACAACGUUCCCACGAACGUCCAGCACAACAACGGCCGGGUGAAAAAGCAGCGCGUGGAGCCUGUGGAUGACCAGAUGGAGAUAGACGACGACGACGACGAGAGUCUGUACACCCUCGACGACCCGCAGGUCGCUCCCCAGGCCGCGCCUCAGGUCGAGCCGCAGAACGCCCCUCAGGUCCCUGCACAGGAAGUCCCUCAGGUCCAGGCGCCCCAGAUCAACCAGCCCGCACAGCCUGCCCCUGCCCCCCGCGGCCGUUUCACGCACGGCCAAACCCACGUGCAGCGGGACGGGGGACAGAUCCAGAACCCACGGGCCGUGCUUAUCGGCAGCUCGACAAUGAUGCUCGUCGACGAGCCGCAAUCCCCCGCCCCCACACACGAUCCCCUCGACCCCUUGCUCGGCGCCCCGCUGCCACUAGAGCCGACUGCCCGCCAGCCGCGCACAGCCGAAGAGAUCGAAGCCCUGAUCGAGGACACCAACCGCCGGGAGCCCGAGUUCAUACCAGCUCUGGGAGAGCACGGCAUCGACGAGGGGUUCCGGCUGCGGCUGGAGCGGUUGAGGGAGGCGCAUGUGGCUGCGGGCGGGGACGAGGGGGAGUGGAUAGAUCUGGUGAGGGACAAUGAGGAGAUGAGGGUGUAUUUAGACACGCUGCUGAAGGAGCAGUGGGCGGGGGAUGCGUUUAUGGAGGAAGUCUUUGACUUUGAGAAGUGGGAGCGGGAUAUGGAGGACGGAGCUUUCGAUAGGGCUUUGGAUGGACCUUAG
Molecule: messenger RNA, 1851 nt
Organism: Aplosporella prunicola CBS 121167
Lineage: Eukaryota; Fungi; Ascomycota; Dothideomycetes; Botryosphaeriales; Aplosporellaceae
Exons: 1
Coding region: 1-1851 (616 amino acids)
Source: RefSeq, a predicted model, not a curated record